GCAAUCAAUCCUUCCGGUCGUCCCGAUUUCCCGACCCCUCCCCAUCCGACGCCCGCGCGGCGUCCAGCCGCCGAACCGACGGCGCCCGCGGGGCGAUGGCACGCCUGACCCGUCAGAAUAUUCGUCGCCCUCGUCCUCUCCCCAAUCCUCACGGGACUCUCUUCUGCUCCUUCUCCCUUCCGCUCGCGGCUGGAGCCCCGAGGUGGCAAUUGCAAACGAAGCGAGGACUCCGAUUCGGCCUCCCGUGCCGCUGCCGCUCUGAUCCUAGCUGCACGCCUCUCGGCCAGGCGCUUCCUCUCCUCCCCUCUCUUAUUAGAAAAUGGCGAUUAUGGUGGAUCCUCCAAAUGGAAUGGGAAACCAAGGAAAGCAUUACUACACCAUGUGGCAAACCUUAUUUGAGAUAGACACCAAAUAUGUGCCGAUCAAGCCUAUUGGGAGAGGAUCUUAUGGAAUAGUUUGUUCAUCCAUCAAUCGUGAGACAAAUGAGAAAGUAGCAAUAAAGAAGAUACACAAUGUUUUCGACAACCGUGUGGAUGCACUAAGGACCUUACGGGAGCUGAAACUCCUUCGGCAUCUCCGACACGAGAAUGUCAUUGCUUUGAAGGAUAUAAUGAUGCCAGUACACAGGAGGAGUUUUAAGGAUGUGUACUUGGUCUAUGAACUCAUGGAUACUGACCUGCACCAGAUUAUCAAAUCACCUCAGGGGCUUUCCAACGACCACUGCCAGUAUUUUCUUUUUCAGUUGCUCCGAGGACUGAAAUAUCUCCAUUCAGCAGAGAUACUCCACAGAGACCUAAAACCUGGAAACCUACUGGUGAAUGCAAACUGUGAUCUGAAGAUAUGUGAUUUUGGCCUUGCACGUACAAACAGUAGUAAAGGCCAGUUUAUGACCGAAUACGUCGUCACCCGCUGGUACAGAGCUCCUGAGCUUCUCCUCUGCUGCGACAACUACGGCACUUCCAUAGAUGUUUGGUCUGUUGGCUGCAUCUUCGCUGAGCUACUUGGCCGCAAGCCAAUUUUUCCGGGAACCGAGUGCCUAAACCAGCUCAAGCUCAUAGUCAAUGUUCUCGGCACCAUGAGCGAGUCUGACCUAGAGUUCAUUGACAACCCGAAAGCUCGCAGAUAUAUCAAGUCCUGUCCCUACACUCCUGGUGUUCCCCUCGCAAGUUUGUACCCACAUGCACACCCGCUCGCCAUUGAUCUAUUACAGAAGAUGCUCAUCUUCGAUCCCACCAAAAGGAUCAGUGUCACCGAGGCACUUGAGCACCCUUACAUGUCUCCUCUAUAUGAUCCAAGUGCAAAUCCUCCUGCCCAAGUGCCCAUCGAUCUUGACAUAGACGAAAAUAUCAACGCAGAGAUGAUCCGGGAAAUGAUGUGGCAGGAGAUGCUCCACUACCACCCUGAAAUUGUCACAGCAAUAAACAUGUCAUGAUCCUCCACUGCCCCAGAAACUCGACAGGCUCUCUUUUUGAUAAAAGCCUACUGCGAUUAUGGCACCUAGCUAUUGUAGCACCCACAAUGUAUUUUUGGUAAUUCGCCUGUGUAAAUAUGUGCCCAAUAAGAGCGGCAUAUGAAUAGUUCUUAUUAUGGACCAUUGCUUGGUGUAUGAACUGUAUAUAUGUUCACUGUUGUACAUGUAUGAGUUCAUGAAUCACUGUUGAAGUGAAUUCAGUAAUCUGAUAAGCUCAAAUUCCGGAUU
Phragmites australis (common reed) is the source of this 1699-nucleotide messenger RNA. RefSeq names its product mitogen-activated protein kinase 3. Gene Ontology annotation, molecular function: MAP kinase activity; ATP binding. Lineage: Eukaryota; Viridiplantae; Streptophyta; Magnoliopsida; Poales; Poaceae. The coding region runs from base 320 to 1432 and encodes 370 amino acids. Gene Ontology annotation, cellular component: cytoplasm; nucleus. The transcript has 3 exons. Gene Ontology annotation, biological process: protein phosphorylation; intracellular signal transduction. The record is from RefSeq and is a predicted model, not a curated record.